AUGCCAAAAACUAAUCAGGCUAAAUACGAGAUGUUAGACUACUGCCGGGAUUAUUAUCGAACACAAGAUGAUAAAAAUGAACUUGAAAAAAUUCAAAAAUUUCGAAUGACAUACACAUCGGAUAAGGCAAUUGAAUGGUAUACUGACGAAGGUUUUCUCUAUAAACUAUUGAAUAAAGCCCUUCGCACAGAAGAUAUCGAUUUGUUAUAUUUGUUUCGCUUUUUUAUUAUCGAUUUAUGUGCUCAAUUAGAACAAGAAAGUAAAGCGAAUUCAACGGAUAUUCUAACAUUAUAUCGUGGACAGAAAAUACCACUGGAAGAACUUGAGAAAAUUAAGGCAAAUAUUGGUGCAUUAAUUUCAACAAAUGGCUUUUUUUCAACAACACGUGAUCCAGAAGUUGCACUCCGUUUUGCUAAACAAUUACGAGAUACAGAUCAGUUGAAAACAGUUAUGUUUGAGAUCAGAGUUGAUUCAACACUUAAUUAUGAACAAAAGUUUCUUUCAUCUGAUAAUCCAAAAAUAGCGCAAACAUUAGGUUGGAUUGGAUGCAGUUAUACGGAAAUGAAAGAUUAUCCAAAAGCUUUAGAAAACUUCAAUAAAGCUUUGCAAAUUUACGAAUCUAACUAUGAUCCUGACCAUAAGGAUAUAAAAGAAAUUCAAAGCGAGAUAGAGAAAGUAAAAGAUGCAAUUAAAUCAAGCACAGAAUCUCCGAAAAAAUUGACACUUGCUGUUGUUACUCCAUCAGUACCAUCGAUUAAUGCGACAGCUAGUAGUAAGUACUAUCAAAACAGUUCGAAUCAAACACAAACGGCAUCUUUGAAACCCUUUAAGAAAUCAUCCAAUAAAAAAAUGUAA
Rotaria sordida is the source of this 855-nucleotide messenger RNA. NCBI's taxonomy places the organism in Eukaryota, Metazoa, Rotifera, Eurotatoria, Philodinida, Philodinidae. The record is from the annotation of a GenBank genome assembly.